CGAUUGGUCCCCGGUGUUCCCAAGCCAACAAGCGAGCGCAUACUUUCUCUCGGGGAAUGUACAGUCCGCUCGUAGUGCUUGUGCGUGGAACCGCGUUCCGUGAAGGCCGAUUCGGUUUUCUAGCCGCAUUUCCGUCACAAAAGACGACGGCGCGUCAGAGGAACAUAAUAUUCUCGGCGAAUUCACCAUAAUAUCAAAACGCAAGACAUCGCCGUUAUUCGCGAUCGCCAACCGUUAUUCGUGACACCAUAUCGGACUCAUUCACGGAUCAUUGACUUUGCUCGGACUCGCCUGAUUAUGAGCAUUGGAUCAGAGCUACCAGUUGUACAUAAUCCACUCCGAUCAUCUGUCCAUUCCGUCAGUUUCUCUCCGCUUGUGAUCUCUCGAUUUCUUAGUCAUUUCUCGAUAAAAGUCAGUGACAUGUUCUCGAAUAUUUAGGAGAAAAAUGAAGCGAUGGCGAGCGAGAACGAAAAGAACGGAGAGUGCUCUCGUGAUGCUUCUAGGAUGUUUGCUAUUUUCUUACGCUUAUGCGCAAGAAGAUAAUGGAGAAUAUAAGGGAAAAUAUUUGGGAAAGUUAAAUCCCUAUCAUCAUCAAGUUUCUGGUGAUGUUUGGGCUGUGGAUCAAUAUACCUUACUGUUGACGUCCUUUAAUUAUGAUGGUAAUGGAGCUGAUACGUUUUUCUGGGCAGGAGCAUCGAAUAGACCAGGCCCGCAAGGAUUUAUCGUCCCCGAUGAGUGGGGCAAGACAAAUAUAUUAGAUCGCUAUUUGAACCGGUAUUUUACACUCACCUUACCCGAUAAUAAGAAAAUAACGGAUAUAAAAUGGUUUGCAGUGUACGAUUUACAAAGUCAAAACACCUUCGGUGAUGUGUACGUUCCGGAGGAGUUUGAUCCACCCGCGCCACAAAAGAUAUCACAGCUGUCGAAAAGAUCUCACAAUGUUUCGUCAGAACCCAUCGUGAUUUUGGACUCAAAAACUAUCAGCAUAUCACAAUUUAUGUACGAUGGGCAAGGUGUGGACACGUAUUUCUGGGUCGGUCUUGGUCCACAACCAUCUAGCAAGGGUCACAAAGUACCCGAUGAAUAUGGAUACAUGGAUUCUCUUAGAACAUACAAUAACGAAGACAUCAUACUAGAACUGCCAGGCGAUAUGACGGUUUUCAACAUAGAUUGGCUGAGUGUUUUUGAUGUAAAAACUAAAUCGAAUUAUGGUUCUGCUAUUAUACCCGAUGGACUCAAUGUACCGCCGUCGUUGAUAAAAAUUAUCAAGCAAACGCAGUCUCUUCCGAAUUGCGUUCAGCUGCACAAACGAUAUCAAGUUGCCUGGGAAAUCUUCGGCCCGCAGAUUACCAUUCAAUUGGUAGGUCAAGUCGCCGAAGAUGAGUAUAUGGCUUUUGGAUUGUCCGGUUCGGAAAACUCCAGUCAAAUGGAAGGUUCGGAUGCAACCAUCGCAUAUAUGGACGAUACCCGUGGAUACGCUACGGACUAUAAUAUCACAGCAAAGACACCAUGUGGGAAAGUUCUUGGUCAGUACAAAGGCGUUUGCAGAGACGAGCUUCUCGGCGGUUUGGAUAGCAAUCAGCUCUUCACCGCGGUGAGAGAGAACGGUAUCAACAUCAUUACGUAUAGGCGUACACUUGUUUCAUCCGAUCCCGGAGACAAAGAAUUCCCUAUGGAUAAACCAGUAUACGUGGUCUGGGCUUUAGGCAGACUCGAUAAAACUAAUAACGAACCGAGCUUUCACGAUUUGUAUCCGAGAGGCGAUGUAGUACUCGAACUAAAUCGUAAAGAAGCAGAGAAUGCUUGUAUCGACUUUACGGAGACCAGCAGCAAACUUUCUCAAAAAGAACCUUGGCAGAAAGCCGAAAUAAUCGACAGAAGCGUUCGAACUUUCAAAGCAACUAUCGGACCCUCCGGAGGAAAAAGAGGAUAUCAGGGAAUUACGGGGAAACCAUCAGUGGGUCUUGCCUGGUACAUCGAAGGCGCGUUGAUACCUGAAUUGUACUUACGUCGCGGAUUAACAUAUAGCUUUCAUGUUUAUGGCGGGAACAAUCCGCACAGCGCAAAUCUGUACCAUCCUUUAAUAAUAACCGAUGAUCCUCACGGAGGAUACGACACGCUCAGCGAUCUUGCGCAAAGUAAGAUCAGAGUGUUGGCUGGAAUUGAAUUGACUAGAAGGGGUCGACCGCGACCGACCGCGGUCGGGCCGCUUUGUUUAAGUAAGCAUAAAGGUCGAGAUAGAAGACUGGACGAUACUUUUCCGUCGUUUAAGAAAUUCAAUAGGACUCUCAUGCAAAUCUGCGAACCAGGAGAUGGAGGCACUUUAAUAUUGACUCCGAACUCGUCAUGGCCCGAUCUGGUUUAUUAUAACUCGUUCACUCAUCCAAACAUGGGAUGGAAGAUUCACGUAAUCGAUUCUUAUACAAGGAGUAAUGCGAUUGCACAUAAAUUGUCAUUAUCAUUCAUUGCAAUUACGACUGUGUUCUCUUAUCUAUUAUAACAUUAAGUAUAAUUUAUAAAAACAUAUUGUAUUAAAUAUUUUUUUCAACUUACAGAAAGAUUACAGAUUGAAUCAGGAUUCGCAAAUUGCACGAUUUAUGCCAAACUAACAUAUACAUCGCGAUGUUACAAUAUAAAAAUGAUAAAUCAUCGUGUACUAUUUUUCUUGACCUAUAUUAAGCAACUACUCCUAAUAGUUCCUACACAAUAAGUUGCAUUCGUUACAAUUUUGUGCGUUUAUGUGCCUCUUGUGAGACAUGGGAAAUUCGGGAUUGUUUAUUGGACAGGAAUCAGGGAAUUCGGACUACGUUUAAAUAAAUUCAUCGAUAUUUAACAAUUGAAAUAGUUGACGUGUAGCUUUUAUUGGAAAUAUAUAU
Messenger RNA from Formica exsecta, 2876 nucleotides. It is a transcript of the gene knk, whose product is annotated as protein Skeletor, isoforms B/C. Lineage: Eukaryota; Metazoa; Arthropoda; Insecta; Hymenoptera; Formicidae. The record is from RefSeq and is a predicted model, not a curated record. The coding region runs from base 446 to 2500 and encodes 684 amino acids. The transcript has 12 exons.